GCGGGGUGUCCCCGGCCGCCUGGCUGCCCCCCGCCGCCCUCAGCAUGCAGGGCGCGCUCGCCAUCCCCGAGGAGGUCUGCAGCCUCCUGGCAGAUGUUGACACAUUUAUUUCCCAAACGCUAAAAGGAGAAAGUCUAUCCAAGAAAGCAAAAGAAAAAAGGGAAGUUCUUCUUAAGAAGAUAAAAGAUGUUAAGGCAAGUUAUCCUCAAGAAUUCCAGGAUAAAGAAUUGGAAGAUGAGGAAGAGUCUGAGGGCCCUUUUUCUUCGCCUCCUGAUAGUGUCUCAAUAGCAUCUGACCGGUAUGAUAAAGAGGAUGAAGCACCCUCUGAUGGGAAUCUGUUUCCUCCUAUUGCAGCUCAGGAUCUUCAGUUUGUUCUGAAGGCUGGAUACCUGGAAAAACGCAGAAAAGACCACAGUUUUCUUGGCUUUGAAUGGCAGAAGCGUUGGUGUGCUAUCAGUAAGACGGUCUUCUAUUAUUAUGGAAGCGACAAAGACAAACAACAGAAAGGUGAAUUUGCCUUAGAGGGCUACACCAUCAGAAUGAAUAAUAGCCUUCGGAAGGAUGCAAAGAAAGAUUGCUGUUUUGAAAUCUCUGCUCCUGAUAAGCGCAUUUAUCAGUUUACAGCUGCCACUCCCAAAGAAGCAGAGGAAUGGGUACAGCAAGUCAAAUUUGUAAUUCAAGAUAUGGAAUCUAAUACUAUUCCUGAGGAGGAGGAAGAGGAAUAUGAUGAUGUGGGACAAGUGAGCAGUGAACCAAUAGAUGAUAGCAUUUAUGAAGAAGUUAAAGAAGAAUGUGUUCCUUCAAAGGCUGAAGUGCCAAGAAAACUGAGCCAGGAGAAAGUUACCCCUGUUUCAGAUAGCAAAAAUACCGAUUAUGCCAAUUUCUAUCAAGGUUUAUGGGACUGCACAGGAGAUGUACCUGAUGAGUUGACAUUUAAACGUGGUGAUGUUAUCUACAUUCUCAGCAAGGAGAAAUCUGCACUUGAAAUCAAGAGUGGUGUGCAGCUGCAGUUUACAGACCCGGCCUCUGAAAGAAGAAGAUUCUGCCGUACACGUUUUGUGGUUUCAGUGAAUGUAGUCAGAUCGUUGCCUUGUGUAUAUUAAACAUUAAAAACUGUAAUUGAUCAUAAUUCUGCGGAAAUGUUCUUCUUAGCCACUUCUUAUAGAAUUGCAAUGCUAGGAAAUGAAAUAGAUGGUAAUUAACAUAUGGGGCACAAGCAGCCAAAUAGUGCUUGUUGCUCUUUUCUUAAGCAUAUUAGCAGCACUCUGUAUAGCUAUAGGUUUGUCUUUUUUCUGGGUAUUUGGCUAUGUUUUCCUGUUCCUCAGAUUUAGAAAAAUUAAGCUGAACUUCGAAAGUAGGAAACUAUUACUCAGUUCAUGCAUGCAUUAACCUUUUAAUGCUCACUGUACAUUUUCUACAGUUUCCUAGGAAAAUCAAGGGAAAUUUAUAUGUAAUAUUACAAGUCUUCAGGGUAUUCUGCUUCCAAAUGUUUUUGUAUUAUGUUUUAGCCAAUGAUUUAUUUUUCUCAUCUAUUUAGUAUUGUAUUGUUACUUAAUAUUUUGUUACCACAAAGUGAAGGUUUGGUUCUUUUGCUGAUGUAAUAAAUCAGCCUGUGUGGUAAUACUGCCCUGAUACCAUUCUGACUUGGAGAUAUGAAUAAUGUGAAAAUUUGUAAAAAGAUAAUGUUUUAAAACCCACAAUUUUUGCUCAGUCAACAUGAGCUAAAUGGCAGGUAAGAAUGACUUUUGUCCGUGGUAGCGUGGAAUAUUUUAUCUUUCACAGAGUCAAAUCUGGAUACCUUGUUGAUAUGUGGAAUUUCUGAUACAAGUUGUGCAACAGACAUCUUCAGCUCUACGUGGAUUAGUAACAGCUACCUGCAGUCUUGGUGUCAAAUCCAGAACUUUGUGACUAAAAGCAUCAGGUGAAACAUAAAAAAGUACACGAAAAUACUAUCACUUGUGGACAAGGGGUUGGGCAAGUCAGAGUUAAUACUUGCAAUAGUCUUGUUUUGGAGAUGGGCUUUACUAUUAGCAUGCAAGAUCAACUUUUUUGAAUCCUCCCACACACUUGAUUUGUGAGACCCUUAAUCUGCCAAAGAGGCAGGUCAAGCCAGUCUGUGAAUUGCUGAGCCUGUGCAGGUCCCCUUGUAGUUGCUUGUGCUGUUUACGCUUCAGGCGGGCCCUGGGAACGCUGUGGGUUAAAAGGUAACAUUAGUCUGAACUCGGAAUUAGAUCCAUGCAGUAAAGUAAGAUGUUGUGCUUUAUGUUAGCUAAUGUAUGAUACUUGAUGGUACACUGGAUUCUGCUAGGAGUCAGACAGGGUACAGAGUUUUGUUGUGAUUUUUGUAAAAAGAAAUAGUCGUUGAAAUUGAUUCUGUAUGUUAUCAGUGAAGCAUUAAAAUGAUAGAUUAUAGUCUUCA
Molecule: messenger RNA, 2419 nt
Organism: Gymnogyps californianus (California condor)
Lineage: Eukaryota; Metazoa; Chordata; Aves; Accipitriformes; Cathartidae
Gene: SKAP2
Product: src kinase associated phosphoprotein 2
Exons: 12
Coding region: 45-1103 (352 amino acids)
Cellular component (GO): cytoplasm; plasma membrane
Molecular function (GO): protein binding
Source: RefSeq, a predicted model, not a curated record